AUGAGUGCAACUGAGGCCACUGAACAAGUUAAAAACUUGUCAGUCAAGGAUAACAAGAAACAAAACAAGAACAACAAGCAAGGUAAGCAAGCCUUAUACAUGGAUCCAGAACCUCAAUUUAUUGAUGAAAGAAUUCAACUUUUUGAAAAAUUACAAAAGGAGUACAACGAUAAAUGUGCUGCUGCUCCACGUAACAAGUUGAACAUCAUCCUAAAGGAUGGCGCCGUUAAGGAAGCUAAGUCAUUUGAAACUACUCCUUUAGAUAUUGCUAAGGAUAUCUCCAAGUCUCUUGCUGAUAGACUAUGUAUCGCUAAGGUUAAUGGUAAACUAUGGGAUCUUGACAGACCAUUUGAAGGUGAAGAAAAUGAAGAUAUUAAGUUACAAUUAUUAGAUUUUGAAUCUGAAGAUGGUAAGAAAGUCUUCUGGCAUUCUUCUGCCCAUGUUCUAGGUGAAGCCUGUGAAUGUAAUUUGGGUGCUCAUAUCUGUUUAGGUCCACCAACUGAUGAUGGUUUCUUUUAUGAAUUUUCUACUAGAGAUUCUUUGAAAGAAAUCACCGAAGAAGAUAAAGCUAAUGAAAGAACAAUUUCUCAAGCUGAUUUCCCAGCUUUGGAAUCUGUUGCUAAGAAUGUCAUUAAGGAUAAACAAAAGUUCGAAAGAUUAGUUAUGUCAAAGGAAGAUUUGUUGAAGAUGUUCCAUUACUCUAAGUAUAAGACUUACUUGGUUCAAACUAAGAUCCCAGAUGGUGGUGCUACUACUGUCUACCGUUGUGGUAAGCUGAUUGAUUUAUGUGUUGGUCCUCAUAUUCCAAACACUAACCGUAUUAAGGCCUUCAAGUUACUAAAAGCUUCCUCCUGUUACUUUUUAGGUGAUGCUGAAAAUGAUUCUUUACAAAGAGUCUACGGUGUUUCUUUCCCAGAUAAGAAGUUGAUGACCGCUCAUUUACAAUUCUUAGAAGAAGCUAAGAAGAGAGAUCAUAGAAGAAUAGGUAAAGAACAAGAAUUGUUCAUGUUUAAUGAAAUGUCUCCAGGUUCUGCUUUCUGGUUACCUCACGGUACUAGAAUCUACAACACUCUUGUGGAAUUAAUGAGAACUCAAUACCAUAAGAGAGGUUACGAAGAGGUUAUUACUCCAAACAUGUACAACUCCAAGCUAUGGGAAACUUCUGGUCAUUGGGCUAACUAUAAGGAAAAUAUGUUUUCCUUUGAAGUUGAAAAGGAAACUUACGGUUUGAAACCAAUGAAUUGUCCAGGUCACUGUCUGAUGUUCAAGUCUAGAGAACGUUCUUACAGAGAAUUACCAUGGAGGGUUGCUGAUUUCGGUGUCAUUCACAGAAAUGAAUUUUCUGGUGCUUUAUCUGGUUUGACUCGUGUUAGAAGAUUCCAACAAGAUGAUGCCCAUAUCUUCUGUACUCAAGAUCAAAUUGAAACUGAAAUUGAAAACAUCUUUGAUUUCUUGAAGUACGUUUACGGUGUCUUUGGUUUCGAAUUCAAGAUGGAAUUAUCCACUAGACCAGAAAAGUAUGUUGGUGAAAUUAAAACUUGGGAUGCUGCUGAAGCUAAGCUUGAAUCUGCUCUUGUUAAAUGGGGUGGUGACUGGGAAAUCAACGAAGGUGAUGGUGCUUUCUACGGUCCAAAGAUAGAUAUCAUGAUUUCUGAUGCUCUAAGAAGAUGGCAUCAAUGUGCCACCAUCCAAUUGGAUUUCCAACUUCCAAACAGAUUCGAAUUGGAAUUCAAGGCCAAGGAUAACAAGACCAACGGCGAAGAAGCUGCCGUCGAAGCCUACGACAGACCUGUUAUGAUCCAUCGUGCUAUCCUAGGUUCUGUGGAAAGAAUGACUGCUAUCUUAACUGAACAUUUCGCUGGUAAAUGGCCAUUCUGGUUAUCUCCACGUCAAGUCUUAGUUGUCCCAGUUGGUGUUAAGUACCAAGACUAUGCCCAAGAAGUCCGUGACAAAUUACAUAACGCUGGUUUCUACGCUGAUGUUGAUUUAACUGGUAACACUUUACAAAAGAAGGUUAGAAACGGUCAAAUGUUGAAGUAUAACUUCAUUUUCAUUGUUGGUGAACAAGAAAUGACUGAAAACUCUGUCAACAUUAGAAACAGAGAUGUUAUGGAACAACAAGGUAAGAACGCCACUGUUGAUGUCGAAACUGUCAUCAAGCAAUUGUCCAACUUGAAAGAAGAAAAGAGAAACGAUAACACCUUGAUCUAA
Messenger RNA from Maudiozyma saulgeensis, 2211 nucleotides. NCBI's taxonomy places the organism in Eukaryota, Fungi, Ascomycota, Saccharomycetes, Saccharomycetales, Saccharomycetaceae. The record is from the annotation of a GenBank genome assembly.